AUGCGAAUUACUUUAAUUACACUGAUCUGGCUUCUAGCUAUUAAUCAAACUUUUGCAGCGGCUAAGGCUACUAUUAAGGAUCACUACGUUCGUUCUAUUGCAGAUUACAGUAGAGAUAUUAAGGCAAGAGAUCCUUCCGAAGAGAAGAUUGAUCAUGGACGUUUACUGAAAGAAUGGCAAGAUUGGAUUCUUGCAAAUCCGAUAAUCGUCAAUUAUUUGAACACGUUAAUGGUGCAUACAUCACGACAAGAUUUUGCUCUCAUCGUACCAUCGAGCUAUUCAGUUAAAUAUGUUCAAAGCAUCGGAUCUUUUCAUGCCACUGUAUCUCACUUAGCUGCACAAAUACGUGUAGCUUUUGGUGAUGCUCGGAAAGAUCUAAACCGCGUUCAUGCAGGAAUGGAAAACGUUCCCAGAGAACUGAAAAGUAUGGUUGUUUUUAUCAAACACGCACCAUUUGAAUUGUUGAUGAUGUCAUUUCCGGAUUCAUUCAACGAUAUCGAACGAUUGGUCAAUGAUAGUUUAGGUGCGUUGAAUAAACCUGAGAAAGUCUUUCAGCAAGUAUUAAAUCUUCUAACUGAAAUCGAUUAUCUAUUAAAUAAUACAAAUAAUUCAAUACUUGCUUGGCAAGUGCAUGAUAUUCGAAUUCAAUGGACAUAUUUGACUGAACUAAUUAUCGAAUUAGGCAAACGAGCGCAGGUGACUAUUAAUAGUUUUCUGCUGCAAUUCAACUGGAUUCUGGCCGAAUUUAUUCGACCCGAUAUGGUAUUGAGCGAUUCGAAUCGUAAUUUUAUGCUUUCGUUACUUUUACCGAAAAUAGUUGAAAUCGAUCAAACGUCUGAUGUUCUUGGAUGCAUCACGAAAGCGUAUACUGAGAUAUCAUCGCUUUAUUCUGAUGAGGAAAUGAAUGGUUAUGGACAUUUACUGCAAUUGCCGACAGAAGAACAGCGUAAAUUAUAUCUGAAAAAAUUCCAGCGUGAUUUAGUACCUCAAGUUAUUCAAAAUGCUCGACUUGCACUGCACUAUCAUACACAAUAUCUUCGACGUGAUCGAAAUCGUCGAAAAGAUUAUGAAAAGUUCCUUUCAGAAACGUCGCCUACCGACUUAAUAAAUGUAUUGGGUUGA
Molecule: messenger RNA, 1122 nt
Organism: Adineta ricciae
Lineage: Eukaryota; Metazoa; Rotifera; Eurotatoria; Adinetida; Adinetidae
Source: the annotation of a GenBank genome assembly